Messenger RNA from Schizosaccharomyces cryophilus OY26, 1440 nucleotides. RefSeq names its product metallopeptidase Pgp2. Bases 264 to 1292 code for a protein of 342 amino acids. The record is from RefSeq and is a predicted model, not a curated record. Gene Ontology annotation, cellular component: cytoplasm; EKC/KEOPS complex. Lineage: Eukaryota; Fungi; Ascomycota; Schizosaccharomycetes; Schizosaccharomycetales; Schizosaccharomycetaceae. Gene Ontology annotation, biological process: tRNA threonylcarbamoyladenosine modification. The transcript is spliced from 4 exons.
AAAAAGUUACUUACUGCUCUACCUCCACCUAAAUCCUGAAUUUGUCAUACAAAAUUCCUUCACUAGAGCAGCUUUUGUUUAACUGGAAUUUAAAUAAUCCAGAAAAAGUAAAACUUUUACAGUUUUCGUUUCUCUGCUUCUUGUCCUCUUCUUGUCCUUUUUUUUUUAAUUUAGGGAAAGAGUUAUUGCAUUGCUUCAUUAUAGUUUCAAAAAAUUUAUAUUUUAAGACAUUUUUGGUAUUUAAUCCAUAAAUAAAUAAAACAAUGAUCGCUCUCGGGUUAGAAGGCUCUGCAAAUAAACUAGGAAUUGGCAUCAUCCAACAUGAUGCUAAUGGAAAGGCAACCGUUUUAGCAAAUGUUCGCCAUACCUAUAUUACUCCUCCAGGACAAGGAUUUUUACCUAGCGAUACAGCUAGACACCACCGGGCUUGGAUUAUUCCAUUGAUGAAACAAGCAUUCGCUGAAGCUAAAAUUUCGUUUUCUCAUAUCGACUGUAUAUGUUUUACUAAGGGUCCAGGCAUUGGUGCACCUCUCAAUAGCGUCGCUCUUGUAGCUAGAACCCUUUCCUUAAUGUAUAACAAGCCGUUGGUAGCAGUGAAUCAUUGUAUUGGGCACAUUGAGAUGGGCCGCGAAAUUACAGGUGCACAGAAUCCCGUCGUCUUAUAUGUUUCUGGUGGAAACACGCAAGUGAUAGCAUACUCCCAAAGAAAAUAUAGAAUAUUUGGUGAGACUUUAGACAUCGCAAUUGGAAACUGCUUAGACAGAUUCGCUCGUGUAAUUUCACUGUCGAAUGCACCUUCCCCUGGUUACAACAUUAUGCAGGAAGCCAAACGUGGAAAUCAAUUUGUUGAAUUACCCUAUACUGUGAAAGGCAUGGAUUGCUCCUUCUCUGGUUUACUCUCUGGUGUUGAAGCAGUUGCAAAUGAAGUAAUGGAUGAAAAAAAUCCUAAUAAAAUUACCAAACAGGAUCUUUGUUAUUCUUUGCAGGAAAACGGAUUUGCAAUGUUGGUGGAGAUUACAGAACGCGCAAUGGCUCAUGUAGGAGCUGAUUCGGUUUUGAUUGUCGGAGGUGUUGGCUGUAAUGAUCGUCUUCAACAAAUGAUGGGAGAAAUGUGCUCAGACAGAGGUGCCAAGGUAUAUGCUACUGAUGAAAGGUUCUGUAUCGACAAUGGAAUUAUGAUUGCUCAAGCAGGUCUACUUGCUUUUAAAACAGGAGGAAUAUGUUCUUUAGAAGAUUCCACCAUUACCCAAAGAUAUAGAACCGAUGAUGUACAUGUAGCAUGGCGAGAAUAAAAAAUAGUUUUACGACACUUAACUAAAUUAUUACGAUUUAUCAAAGCAAAUAAAUACAAAAUUGGGACUGGGGUUUAGUAGAAGAUAAAUAUGUUAUUCGCAAUUGCUUUUCAAUUACCAGAUUCAAUUAUCUAGUAAAACUGACAUU